AUGAUUGAUAGCUACAGAGAAAGAAGCACUGAAAAGGGGCAAAACAAAGGCACACUUGGCCUCUCAUUAGGGCGAAAGAAAGAAGGGCUACAGCGAACGAGGUAGCAAAAGAUUUCUCCUCUUUACUCCGUCGUAUCGAUCCCCGACCGCUGGAAACUCCCACGAGGUCAUCCGAUUCGAAUUGGACUGAUUGAGUUGCCCCGAUCGCUUAUGUUGCGGGAGUAGUGGGCCGAUCCUGCCGGAAUUCUGGUCAGAAGAUGAAGGGCAAUGGGGCCGAGGGCGCUGGGCCGCCGGCGGAGUCGUCCUGCCCGCCGCCGCUGGAGUGGAAGUUUUCGCAGGUGUUCGGGGAGCGGAUAGCGGGGGAGGAGGUGCAGGAAGUUGAUAUUAUCUCGGCCAUUGAAUUUGAUAAAUCUGGAGACCAUCUUGCCACUGGAGAUCGAGGAGGACGUGUUGUUUUAUUUGAAAGGACAGAUGUUAAGAAUUAUGGCUCCCGAAAGGACAUGGAGAAACAAGAUCAUUCAAUUAGUAGGCACCCUGAGUUUCGCUACAAAACUGAGUUUCAAAGCCAUGAACCUGAGUUUGACUAUCUUAAAAGCUUGGAAAUAGAGGAGAAGAUCAAUAAAAUCAAAUGGUGUCAAACAGCCAAUCAUGCUCUUUUUCUUCUUUCUACUAAUGACAAGACAAUUAAAUACUGGAAGGUGGAAGAAAAAAAAGUCAAGAAGAUUUCUGAGAUGAAUGUGGAUGCUUUUCAAGCUGUAGGAAAUGGCAGCAUUUCUAGCUCAAGCAUGACUAGUCCUAUAGGAUAUCUUCCAAAUGGCGGAUGUUCUGAAAGACCGUACGGUCACUUUAGCUAUGACUUAUCGUUUCCUCCUGGAGGGUUUCCAUCCCUACGUCUGCCAGUGGUAGUGACAAGUCAAGAGACAAGUCUCAUUGCUAGAUGUAGAAGGAUAUAUUCUCAUGCUCAUGAUUACCACAUAAACUCCAUUUCAAAUAACAGUGAUGGUGAGACGUUCAUAUCAGCAGAUGAUCUGCGAAUAAAUCUUUGGAAUUUGGAAAUCAGUAAUCAAAGCUUUAAUAUUGUUGAUGUGAAGCCUGCAAAUAUGGAGGAUUUAACUGAGGUUAUAACAUCAGCUGAGUUCCAUCCAACCCAUUGUAAUAUGCUGGCAUAUAGUAGCUCAAAGGGCUCAAUCCGGCUUAUAGACCUGCGACAGUCGGCAUUAUGUGAUAACCAUUCUAAGAUGUUCGAAGAACGAGAGGCACCUGGUUCAAGAUCUUUUUUCACGGAGAUCAUUGCCUCGAUUUCAGAUAUUAAAUUUGCAAGGGAUGGAAGGCACAUCCUUAGUCGUGACUAUAUGACUCUUAAGCUAUGGGACAUAAACAUGGACUCAAGUCCUGUUGCAAUUUUUCAGGUCCAUGAGUAUUUAAGGCCUAAGUUAUGUGAUUUAUAUGAGAAUGAUUCAAUAUUUGACAAAUUUGAUUGCUGCCUAAGUGGAGAUGGGAUGCAUGUGGCAACUGGUUCUUACAGCAAUCUUUUUCGUGUAUUUGGCUGUAUUCCUGGAUGCAAUGAAGCAACUACUUUGGAAGCCAGUAAAAAUCCGUUGAGGCGACAAGUGCAAAUCCCGUCGAGGCCUGCAAGAUCGCUGAACAGCUUUAGACAAGGAGCAGAAAGCCCAGGAAUCGAUAUGAAUGGAAAUUCAUAUGAUUUUACAACAAAAUUGCUCCAUUUAGCAUGGCACCCAAGUGAAAAUUCAGUUGCCUGUGCUGCUAUGAACAGUUUGUACAUGUACUAUGCAUGAAGAUAGCAGUGGAAGGGGAAGGUCUCAUUUUGCUAAUCAUUUUAAUUUUUGGUUUGCUUCUGAUGGCUAUUAGCUUUUGACAUACAAUGCGAAAGGUGAAGGAAGAUGUGUUGGUUAACUUUUGCACAUAUCAGGGCCAGAAAAUGCGACUCAAUUACUGAGGCCACGACUGUCUUACAUUGCAGGAGCAGCUUCUUCUGAUUAUUAUUAUUUUUUUCGAAAAAAAAAGAUUGAAAUUAUUUUUUUUAUCAUGUCCUGGUUCAAGCUCCCAGUAAAUGUAGCUCCCUCCAUCGCAGCUAAUAUUGAAGGCAUUUCCAUGUCCCAAUCUCCGAAGGUCUAUUACAGCAUUUGCCAUGAAAUUAAAAGUGCAUGGGUGCUUGUACUUCUGGACUUGUAUGUUGAAGCUUGUGAAAGUUCUUAUCAUGAUUCUUGUCCACAUCUAUAUUGUCACCUAGAUGUCUCAGCUGCUUCUUGAUAUUUGGAUUGUAAUAUCUUUGCAAUUUAGGAAUUGUUUAGAAGACUCAAUAUCAAUCUUUAUUGAUAUUGAAUUUAUUAAGAUGUCAAAUAAGUGGGCCUUGAUGCCUUAUGUUG
This is a messenger RNA of Musa acuminata AAA Group (dessert banana), 2387 nucleotides long. RefSeq names its product serine/threonine protein phosphatase 2A 55 kDa regulatory subunit B beta isoform. Bases 258 to 1796 code for a protein of 512 amino acids. The record is from RefSeq and is a predicted model, not a curated record. Gene Ontology annotation, cellular component: protein phosphatase type 2A complex; cytosol. NCBI's taxonomy places the organism in Eukaryota, Viridiplantae, Streptophyta, Magnoliopsida, Zingiberales, Musaceae. The transcript has 14 exons. Gene Ontology annotation, molecular function: protein binding; protein phosphatase regulator activity.